UCUUAAAUUUCUUUUCCAAAAAACCUUCGAAAGGUUAAGUUGUAUUUUCAUUGCGCUCCGCAGGAAAAUUUAUAAAAUAAUUGAAAAUGAGUGAGACUUUGCAAUUACGCGGUACCCUUGUUGGACACACUGGCUGGGUUACACAAAUCGCCACCAACCCUAAGGAUCCCGAUACCAUCAUCUCAGCUUCUCGUGACAAGACCCUUAUCGUAUGGAAGUUGACCCGCGAUGAAGACACCAACUACGGUUUCCCACAGAAGCGUCUGUAUGGUCACUCUCACUUCGUGAGCGACGUUGUACUGUCAUCCGAUGGUAACUACGCUUUGUCUGGCUCAUGGGACAAAACUCUCCGCUUGUGGGAUUUGGCUGCUGGCAAGACCACUCGUCGUUUCGAAGAUCACACCAAGGAUGUGCUCUCCGUUGCCUUUUCCGCUGACAAUCGUCAAAUUGUCUCAGGCUCACGGGACAAGACCAUCAAGUUGUGGAACACUUUGGCUGAGUGCAAAUUCACCAUCCAGGAAGAUGGCCACAGCGAUUGGGUAUCCUGCGUACGUUUCUCGCCAAAUCACUCCAACCCCAUCAUUGUUUCAUGCGGUUGGGAUCGCACCGUCAAGGUCUGGAAUUUGGCCAACUGCAAGUUGAAGAACAACCACCACGGCCACAAUGGCUACCUGAACACCGUUACUGUUUCUCCUGACGGCUCCCUUUGCACUUCCGGUGGCAAGGACUCCAAAGCCUUGUUGUGGGAUUUGAAUGACGGCAAGAACUUGUAUACUUUGGAGCACAAUGACAUCAUCAACGCUCUGUGCUUCUCACCCAACCGUUACUGGUUGUGCGUUGCUUAUGGUCCAUCCAUUAAGAUCUGGGAUUUGGCAUGCAAGAAGACCGUUGAGGAACUACGCCCAGAAGUUGUGUCGACUAGCUCCAAGGCUGAUCCACCACAAUGCUUAUCGUUGGCUUGGUCCACCGAUGGCCAGACACUGUUCGCUGGUUACUCUGACAAGACUAUUCGCGUUUGGCAAGUCUCUGUCUCUGCUCAUUAAGCAGCAGUUGUAUGACGCUUUAAAUACAGUGGCGCAUGACUUAUAAUUACAAAGUUAUUUUGUACGUUUUCCAAAAAUGUUGCCCAUUAAUUGGGCAUUCGUGAUUUUAACGAAUGUAUUGAGAAGAAAAAUGUGUACUGUAUUUAAAAAAAAAAUGUUGAUUCAUUGAGCGCUGAUUUGUUUAUUAUAUAAGCAAAUAAAUAACAAGAAAUGUCAAAAAAUCAAAAAAAAAAUGUAUAAUUGUAUAGUUUUGUAUUAAUCUUUAGUUGUAU
Ceratitis capitata (Mediterranean fruit fly) is the source of this 1315-nucleotide messenger RNA. RefSeq names its product guanine nucleotide-binding protein subunit beta-like protein (gene Rack1). NCBI's taxonomy places the organism in Eukaryota, Metazoa, Arthropoda, Insecta, Diptera, Tephritidae. Gene Ontology annotation, cellular component: nucleus; cytosol. The transcript has 3 exons. Gene Ontology annotation, molecular function: translation regulator activity; ribosome binding; protein kinase C binding. Gene Ontology annotation, biological process: positive regulation of protein phosphorylation; rescue of stalled cytosolic ribosome. The coding region runs from base 87 to 1043 and encodes 318 amino acids. The record is from RefSeq and is a predicted model, not a curated record.